GACAACCGAUUUUGUCUGUUGCGGGCCAUGGGAAGUGCAAUUACACGGAUCGUCUUUCAGCCGCCGGAGAAAACCUACGGCCGCGAUCCCAAUCUCAUAUGGCUCCACACAUCUGAACACGAGGUGAUCCCAGCCUUUUUCAUCGACCGCGAUGCAAAAUUUACCUUGCUCUUCAGUCAUGGCAACGCAGAAGAUUUGGGGAUGAUUAUUCAAUACUUCCGUGAAGUGAGCCACAUUUUAGAUGUCAACAUUUUUGCCUACGACUACACAGGCUAUGGGAUGAGCUCAGGGGAACCCUCAGAAGAAGCGCUGUAUGCAGAUAUUGAAGCAGCCUUCAAAUAUCUCAGGGACAUUGUGGGCAUUCCCUGGAGUGAUAUCAUCCUCUACGGUCGCUCCAUCGGCUCGGGGCCAUCCAUUCACCUGGCUACCCGGACGGCGGUACGAGCGAUGGUGCUCCAAAGCCCGUUGCUCUCCAUAUACCGUGUAGCAUUCUCCUCAAGCUUCACUCUUCCUGGAGACAUGUUUCCCAAUGUGGACCGGAUCGGACAGGUGAAAUGUCCCGUGUACAUCGUGCACGGAACCAAUGAUGAGGUCAUCUCCUACUCACACGCAGAAGAUUUGGUGCGGAACUGUCAGGAGGGCAUUGCUUAUCCACCAUACCUGGUGGAGAAUGGGGGUCACAACAACUUGGAGGUGGUCGCUCGACAACCCUUUUACGAGAAUUUCACCAAGUUCUUGCAGUGGUUGGAAAAGAGCGAAAUCUCCGACGAUCUGAAGCUUCAAGCCCAAAACUCUUCCCUUUGACCUAUCGGAUCCUAUCGGUUUGUUGCGCGGUGCGUCUCUGCGCUUGCGCGCGCACCCAGAACAGUCUUGAUUCCAACAGAACAGUUAUAUGAAUUAAAUAAGAACUUCGAACUUCGGCUUUGGGAUUGGGGAUCUCAGACGGUUGUCACAAUCUUGUGUUUUUCUCGACUAUGAUGCCAUCCAACACUUUGUAACAGCAAUGGCUUGAAGCCAGGGCUCUCCAAGUCUUGGUAGGGAUGCAUGAGCAGACAGCCGUUGAAGGGUUGGACGCCAUGAUCGUUUAGGCGUGCAAAGCACGCGGUUGAGUGCAAGCGAAGUACCAUAGGACGGGGACACGUUUCCGGUCUAUGAC
This is a messenger RNA of Cladocopium goreaui, 1156 nucleotides long. NCBI's taxonomy places the organism in Eukaryota, Dinophyceae, Suessiales, Symbiodiniaceae. The record is from the annotation of a GenBank genome assembly.